ACUUUGACGAGUAACCCAAGCUUGAACGCGCGCGACCGCUAACCUUGAAGCUUGGAUCCAACACAACACACCUCUAUAAUCCGAAUCGUCAAUACUCAGGAUAAUCAGCCAAGAUGAAGCUCGUCAGGUUUUUGAUGAAGUGCGCGAACGAGACGGUGACGAUUGAGCUUAAGAAUGGAACAAUUGUACACGGCACAAUCACAUCGGUCUCACCAUUGAUGAACACGGCCUUGCGAACGGUGAAGAUGACCCCACGCGGCCAAGACCCUAUCUCCCUAGACUCGAUGAACAUCCGUGGCUCUACUAUCCGAUACUUCAUCCUACCCGACUCUCUACCCCUAGAUACUCUCUUAAUCGACGACUCGGUGAAGCCCAAGAACAAGGCUCGCAAGGAAGCAGCGGACAGAGGUACCCGAGGUGGACCCCGCGGCAGAGGCAGAGGACGUGGGCGUGGACGAGGACGCGGUCGGCCGUAGAGAAGCUCUCAGCUUGAGGACUCUCAGCUUGAGGAUUUGGAAAAUACCAAUACGGCGGUACUACGUCAUAGUUGGACCUUCUAGAGGAUCCGAGGAGGAUGGACUGCUUUGCAGUUUAGGCAGGCAAAUGGUGUACUUCAAGUACAGUGGGCAUUACUACAACGGCGUU
This is a messenger RNA of Hypoxylon trugodes, 645 nucleotides long. RefSeq names its product Sm-like ribonucleoprotein. Lineage: Eukaryota; Fungi; Ascomycota; Sordariomycetes; Xylariales; Hypoxylaceae. Gene Ontology annotation, cellular component: catalytic step 2 spliceosome; U5 snRNP; U1 snRNP. The coding region runs from base 114 to 476 and encodes 120 amino acids. Gene Ontology annotation, molecular function: RNA binding. The transcript is spliced from 3 exons. Gene Ontology annotation, biological process: spliceosomal snRNP assembly; RNA processing. The record is from RefSeq and is a predicted model, not a curated record.